Molecule: messenger RNA, 3168 nt
Organism: Cyphellophora europaea CBS 101466
Lineage: Eukaryota; Fungi; Ascomycota; Eurotiomycetes; Chaetothyriales; Cyphellophoraceae
Exons: 2
Coding region: 1-3168 (1055 amino acids)
Molecular function (GO): metal ion binding
Source: RefSeq, a predicted model, not a curated record
AUGGGUUCCAUCCAAAUCGACCCGCGCUUUCGACGAAUUCAGAAGUUUAACUCUACCUACUCCCCAAAUACUGUCACGCAGUAUGAAUCAGAUCGAACUGGCAUGCGGGUCGUCGUUGUCGACCAGGAGGGACCCAAGCUACACGGCUUUUUCGUACUAGCAACUGAGAUACACGAUGACAGCGGCGCGCCUCACACUCUAGAGCACUUGUGCUUCAUGGGAUCCAAGAGCUACAAGUACAAAGGUUUCCUAGACAAACUAGCUACUCGAGCGUACUCCAAUACGAAUGCUUGGACCGCCACCGACCACACGGCCUACACGCUAGAGACGGCCGGAUGGGCAGGUUUUGCGCAAAUACUACCGGUCUACCUUGAUCAUCUUAUUGUACCAACCUUGACGGAUGCCGGUUGCAUCACCGAAGUUUACCACAUUGAUGGUCAAGGCAAUGAUGCCGGUGUAGUCUACUCCGAAAUGCAGGGUGUUCAGAACGCAGCCUCCGAGCUAAUGGAACUGCGCGGUAAGCGCCUCAUGUAUCCUGAGGGUGUUGGUUUCCGCUACGAGACUGGAGGUAUGAUGGAGCAACUACGAGUGCUAAGCGCCGAUCGCAUCCGAGAAUUUCAUCGCGAGAUGUAUCAGCCCAAGAAUCUGUGUCUGCUUUUGAUGGGUGAGGUCGAUCACAAGGAGUUGCUGCAGAUCCUCGACGAUUUUGAGACAUCUGUCAUCCAUGAUAUCCCUCCUCCAGACAAACCAUUCUCACGUCCUUGGAUCGACUCCAAGCAAGCCACCCCUCUGACAGAAUCUGUUGUGAAAAGGGUCGAAUUCCCGGAGGAGGAUGAGGACUUUGGGCAGAUCGACAUCAAAUUUCUGGGGCCUGACAUUGCAGAUAUCGUACAGUCGGGUGCCCUGACGGUCGUCCUGCUCUACCUCUGUGGCUCUCCUGCUGCCGUUCUGGACAACAACAUUGUGGAGAAAGAGCAACUAGCUAGCAGUAUCUACUUCACUGUGGAUAGCCGGCCCAGGACCGAGGUUGACUUCAGCAUGUCAGGAGUCGAGACCGACGUGCUCGAGGAUGUAGAGAAACGCUUUCACGAGGUGCUUGACGAAGCCAUGAAGAAGCCAUUGGAUAUGUCUUUCCUGCGAGACUGCAUCGACCGGCAAAUAAGGUCUACCAAAUUCAACACGGAAUCUCAGCCGACCCAUUUCUCGGACUAUAUCAUCGCUGACUACCUGUUUGGCAAACGCGAUGGCUCGACUCUGGAAGAGAUGGCAUCAUUAGAUCAGUUUGAGCGCUUGAAAUCUUGGACAGAGCAGCAGUGGAAGGACUUCAUCAACAAGUACUUUGCCAAAGCACAUUAUGUUUCACUGCUGGGAGUGCCGUCCGCCAAGUUGUCGAAGAAGCUCACCGACGACGAAGCUGCUCGAGUCGAGAAACGAAAGAAAGAACUAGGGCCUGAGGGUCUCAAGAGAAAAUUCGAGGAGCUGGAAAAGGCCAAAAAGGAGAACGACAAAGAAAUCCCUCCAGAGCUACUGGCACACUUUAGAGUCCCAUCUACCGAGUCGAUUCAUUUCGUUAAGACCAGCUCAGCACGUGCUGGACCGGCUUUGAAAGUAGGCAGACCGGACAACAAGUACCAGAAGAUCAUCGAAAACGACGGUGGCGAGGACUUCCCCCUGUUCAUCAACUUCGAGCACAUCGAGUCAAAUUUUGCCCGCAUACAUCUCAUGAUCUCCACCGAGAACCUUCCUGUUGCGCUCAAGCCAUUGCUUGCAGUGUAUUUCGAGGCCUUCACCAAUCUCGACGUGCAGCGUGACGGCCACAACGUCCCCUUCGACCAGAUCGUUGUGGAGCUCGAACGGGACACUGUCGGCUACACCAUCGACUCGGCCUCCAACCUCGGCAACGUCGAAUGUCUUCGCAUCACCUUCCAGGUCGAAAUCUCAAAGUACAGUACCGCUAUUGCCUGGAUCAAUGAGCUCUUCUGGCAAUCCAUCUUCGAAGACAAGCGGCUCCAGGCUAUCAAUGCCCGCCUGCUUGCCGAUGUGCCCGAUGCCAAACGUGACGGUAAUGACAUGCUCGCCGCCGUGCAUAUCAUGACCCACCUCGCACCCGCUUCAAUCGGCCGCGCACGCUCUACUCUCGUCAAAGCCUUGUACCUCAAGCGGUUCAAGUGGCUUCUGAAGAACGAGCCAGAACGUACGGCCUCCAUGCUCGAGGAUCUGCGUAGCUUCCUCGGCCAAUUCGCCAACUUCCGGGUCGUGGUUGUCUCAGACCUCACCAAGCUGGCUGAUCCCGUGCAGGCAUGGAAGCCGUUUCUGUCAAAGCUCGACACUACUCAGCCCCUGGCUCCGCUGGGUCGCCGCAUCGAUCGCCUCUCGGCUGCUGGUCAGAAUCCGGGUGCACUAGCCUACGUUGUUCCCAUGGCCACCAUCGACUCCUCUUUCCUCUACGCCGUGGCCCGUGGUCCCAGCACCUGGGACGACGAAUGUUUGCCCGCACUCAUGGUUGCGCAAGCCUACUUGAACGCAGUGGAAGGCCCGCUGUGGGUCGCCGUACGGGGCGUCGGGCUCGCCUACGGCGUCAGCACAUCCUACGACAUCGACUCCGGCUUCGUCAGCCUGGACGUAUACCGCAGUCCCGACGCGUACAAGGCCUUUGAGGCCUCAUGCAAGGUGGUGCAGGAGCACAUCGACGGUACCAUCGAGUUCGACGACCUCAUGCUCGAAGGCGCCAUCAGCAGUAUCGUCGUCGCCAUGGCCAACGAGCAGCAGACCCUGGCGUCGGCGGCCGUAGCGUCCUUUGUCAAAGAGGUCAUGCGCGGCCUGCCCAGCGACUAUAAUGAGACUUUGCUCAGGAAGGUGCGUGAGGUCAGUGUGGACGAGGUCAAGACAGUUAUGGACGAGGUCGUGAUGCCGGUCUUCAAGCCGGGAAAGGCGGAUGUCAUGGUUACAUGUGCGGUUGGCAUGACGGAGGGUAUUCAGAAGGGGUUGGAGACUGUGGGCUGGAAGCCUGAGGUCCAUGACCUCACUUGGUUCCAGGAUGAUUACGGGCUGAAGGUGCCGGAUGACGAUGACGGUGAUGACGAGGGCGAUGAGGACGAGGAUGGGGAUGAAGAGGAUGGCGAGGCUGACGAGGACGCCAGCGAUGACUUCGAGAUGGUCGAGCGGUAA